Molecule: messenger RNA, 1026 nt
Organism: Triticum aestivum (bread wheat)
Lineage: Eukaryota; Viridiplantae; Streptophyta; Magnoliopsida; Poales; Poaceae
Product: glycine--tRNA ligase, chloroplastic/mitochondrial 2-like
Exons: 8
Coding region: 1-1011 (336 amino acids)
Biological process (GO): glycyl-tRNA aminoacylation
Cellular component (GO): mitochondrion; cytoplasm; chloroplast stroma
Molecular function (GO): ATP binding; glycine-tRNA ligase activity
Source: RefSeq, a predicted model, not a curated record
AUGAGGACAUAUGAGCGUGAUGCUGAUGGUGACCGACUUCUGGGAGUGAAAAAAUUUGGUGCAGGCCCAAAGCUUGUGCGGUCGCCACAAGACUAUUGUGGGGGCUUGAUUCAAGACAGCAUACACACAAAGCUUGAAGUCGACGUGGCGCGGGGGUGGACUGAUCAUCUACCAUGGAGUCAUGUUGAAGCUGGAGCUAGAGUCUGGAAGACUUCACUCAGAGCUGGAUUGAGGGGCUACGGUGUGUGUGACAGACUAACAGCUGUGCUUGCUGUCUCCAAUGUUCAGGUGGAAACUGCAGAAUCAUAUUUGCAGACUGUGGAAAAAGCUGGGAUCGUGAUUGAUAUGCAGGAGCGCAGAGCAAAAAUCUUGGAUGACUCUAGUACAUUGGCUAAAGGAGUUGAUGGGGAUUUCAUUGCACCUGAUAGCUUGCUGCAGGAGGUUGUCAAUCUUGUGGAGGCGCCUGUGCCCAUUCUUGGACGAUAUGAUGAUUCCUUCCUAGAACUUCCGAAAGAUGUGUUAACAACGGUUAUGCAGAAACACCAGAGGUAUUUUCCUGUAACCUCCAAGUCUACAGGCGAUCUGCUACCAUAUUUUAUUACCGUUGCUAAUGGUUCUAUUAGUGAAGAAGUGGUCCGUAAAGGCAAUGAAGCUGUACUCAGGGCAAGGUAUGAGGAUGCCAAGUUCUUUUAUAAGAUGGAUACACAAAAGAAUUUGUCUGAAUUCCGAGGCCUGCUGAAGAGCAUUCUCUUUCAUGAAAAACUUGGUACAAUGCUCGACAAAAUGGCGCGUGUUGAAAAUGUUGUCGCGGAGUUGACCCUUGUUCUCGGGAUAAACGAGGGGAUGAUCCCACUUGUCAAAGAUGCAGCUGCAUUGGCUAUGUCAGAUCUUGCCACUUCCAUUGUUAUGGAAUUUACUUCACUUGCUGGAAUUAUGGCACGCCAUUAUGCUUUAAGGGAUGGUCUUCCGGGAGAGGUACAUUUGUUGCCAACUCUUAAGAGGGAAAGUUAAGCUGGUCCUCAACUU